Bufo gargarizans (Asiatic toad) is the source of this 3277-nucleotide messenger RNA. It is a transcript of the gene PTGS2, whose product is annotated as prostaglandin-endoperoxide synthase 2. The transcript is spliced from 10 exons. Gene Ontology annotation, molecular function: heme binding; oxidoreductase activity, acting on single donors with incorporation of molecular oxygen, incorporation of two atoms of oxygen; prostaglandin-endoperoxide synthase activity. Gene Ontology annotation, biological process: cyclooxygenase pathway; response to oxidative stress. Gene Ontology annotation, cellular component: neuron projection; cytoplasm. The coding region runs from base 61 to 1872 and encodes 603 amino acids. Lineage: Eukaryota; Metazoa; Chordata; Amphibia; Anura; Bufonidae. The record is from RefSeq and is a predicted model, not a curated record.
GCAGGAGUCCACAGUACUACAAUUACUACAUAUCCCUGCUACAAUCCAUCCACCGCUGGAAUGAUUACACUUGGGCUUUUCUUAUGUUCCCUCCUCAUUUCUUCCUAUGCAGCCAACCCUUGCUGCUCUAACCCAUGUCAGAACCGAGGUGUGUGCAUGACUAUUGGCUAUGAGAGAUAUGAAUGUGAUUGCACAAGGACAGGAUAUUAUGGUGAAAACUGCACUUCACCGGAACUUUUAACAUGGCUGAGAGUCACCUUAAAGCCUUCGCCCAACACUGUUCACUACAUCUUAACUCACUUUAAAGGCAUAUGGAAUAUAAUUAACAAUAUUUCCUUCCUGCGAGAUAGGAUUAUGCAAUAUGUGUUAACAUCAAGGUCUCACUUGAUCGAUAGCCCACCUACCUACAACAGCUACUAUGAUUAUAAAAACUGGGAAGCAUAUUCCAACAUUUCAUACUAUACUCGAUCAUUGCCACCAGUAGGAGAAGAUUGCCCAACACCAAUGGGAGUUAAAGGAAAGAAGGAACUCCCAAGUGUCAAGGUAGUUGUUGAGAAGUUCUUACUGAGAAGACAGUUUAUCCCUGACCCACAAGAAACUAAUAUCAUGUUUGCAUUCUUUGCACAACACUUUACACAUCAGUUCUUUAAAACUGAUGUCAAGAGAGGCGCUGCCUUCACUAAGGCUUUGGGCCAUGGGGUCGAUUUAAGUCACAUCUAUGGAGAAACUUUAGACAGACAACACCAACUACGACUAAAGAAGGAUGGAAAGUUGAAAUACCAGAUUAUUUAUGGCGAGAUGUAUCCUCCAACAGUAAAUGAAACUGGGGUUGAGAUGCUAUAUCCACCACAUGUGCCAGAACAUCUUAAAUUAGCUGUUGGCCAGGAAGUCUUUGGUCUUGUCCCAGGUUUGAUGAUGUAUGCUACCAUUUGGCUAAGAGAACACAAUCGAGUCUGUGAUAUUCUUGUGCAGGAGCAUCCUGAGUGGGAUGAUGAACGUCUGUUCCAAACUACAAGGCUUAUUUUGAUUGGUGAAACCAUCAAGAUUGUAAUUGAAGAUUAUGUACAGCAUCUAAGUGGGUAUAACUUUAAGCUGAAGUUUGACCCAGAGUUGCUGUUUAACCAAAGAUUCCAGUACCAGAAUCGAAUUGCUGCAGAGUUCAAUACCCUGUACCAUUGGCAUCCUCUUCUGCCAGACUCUUUCCUGAUAAGUGACAAGGAAUACAACUAUCAACAAUUUCUUUACAAUAAUUCUGUCAUGCUGGAACACGGAAUAUCACAGAUGGUUGAAUCGUUUAGCAAGCAAAGUGCUGGAAGGGUGGCUGGUGGUAGAAACUUUCCUGCAGCUGUGUUUAGAGUGGCCAUGGCUUCCAUCGAGCAAAGCAGAGAGAUGAGAUACCAAUCCUUAAACGAAUACAGGAAGCGUUUUAUGCUGAAACCUUUCAAAUCCUUUGAGGAGCUCACUGGAGAGAAAGAAAUGUCUGCGGAACUUGAAGAACUCUAUGGAGACAUUGAUGCUAUGGAGUUAUACCCAGGACUUUUGGUGGAAAAGCCCCGUCCAGGUGCAAUAUUUGGAGAGACCAUGGUCGAACUUGGUGCUCCAUUUUCCUUGAAAGGUCUAAUGGGUAACCCAAUUUGCUCUCCUGAAUACUGGAAACCUAGCACUUUUGGUGGAAAAGUUGGCUUCGACAUAGUGAACUCAGCGUCUUUACAAAAACUCAUCUGCCAAAAUGUUAAAGACUGCCCUUUUGUCUCAUUUCAUGUGUUAAAAAGCAAACUGAGUGAGUCAGCAACCAUUAAUGCAAGUUCAAACUCUGCACUGGAAGAAGUAAACCCUGCUAUACUACUGAAAGAGCGCUCGUCAGAACUGUAAGGGUUUUCAUGCCCUAAAAAGGAACAGCCAUCAACACUGUAAAGGGGUUUUCUCACUUUAGAAAGUAGCAUUUAUUAUGUAGAGCAGUGUUCUUUAACUUGGGUCCUCAGGGCCCACCUACCGGUCAUGUUUUCAGGAUUUCCUCAGUAUUGAGCAGGUAAGCAUUAGUGACAAUGCUACAGGACUUACCACAGGUUUUCAUUCUGUGGGAUAUUCUCAAAUCAUGACCAGCAGGUGGGCCCUGAGGAACAUUGAUGUAGAGUAAGUUAAUGCAAGCCACUUAAAAGCCACAGUAACUUUCUCUACAUAAUAAUUGCUGAAGAGAGACACCCCUUUAAGGAUUGCUAAGAAUUGUUACAGCAUACUUGUUACUGAAAUGCAGGUGGCCACAUAAGUGCUGCUGGCAGAUCUACGUCCACUGUAGAGUUAUAGUUGUAGUAGUUUGUCAGCAUUUUUGUAUACAAGUUGUUCAUAUGAAAAUUCACAUUAUAUACUGAUGGUCUUGAAUUUGUUAUAUUUAUUGUCUGUGCUCCAGAUUAUUUAUUUUACAUCAUAGUAUAGAUACAUACUUAGAUGUAUCUUUAGAAAUAACAAAGCAGGAACUUUCAUGCUAUUUCCUUGCUGGAUUAAAGUAAAUCAUUUAGAGCUAUUGCUAAAGUCCAAACUUAGGCUGACAUUUAUGAAUGGAGCCAUUGUGUGGAUAUAUAAUAUUGUAGUCACCCCUUAGGAGGGCAUUUUCACAUAUCCACAAUUUUCAAUAAGUCCAGUAAAUAACUGACCCCUAUGUGGAGCUAUGAAUGUUAACAUACAUAUUGGGCUACAUUGUCUUUUAACAAUGGAUGUUCAUGUCCACUAAGUGACAAGACACAGGACCAGGCAUGAAUAGUUAUCCAUCUAAUACAUUUUCCUCGUGGAGUUUAUGCAAUGACUGUUACUACAUGAAUAGAAAAUAGACCUGGGUAACUUUCUUUUUUUGUUUUAAUAAGCAUACUUAAGGGGAGAUUUUUCAAAACUGGUGUGAAAGAAAGCUGGCUUAGUUUCCCAUAGCAACAAAUCACAUUCCAUCUUUCAUUUUUCAGAGCUCAUUUGGAAAAUGAAAGAUGGAAUCUGACUAGUUUCUAUGGCAGCUAUGCCAGUUUUAAGCAACUUAACCUUUACACCAGCUUUGAUUUAUCUCCUCCUUAAUGUUGUGUGUGUUUAAAGCUGCUAAAUUACUUGAAUCUUGGGUUGUUUUAGACAAUAAGGUGAUAUGCACAUUUUUACAUUAUCAUGGGGCACCAUCAUUGUGCUUUUCUAUUGUGCUUCAAGUAAGGACAGAAAAUUGUCAAUAUAAGAGAUUAUGUUAACAUUACUUGAAUUUGCAUGGUAGAUGGUGUUCCAGACCACAAAAUAUACAGUUUAUGUA